Molecule: messenger RNA, 1851 nt
Organism: Rhododendron vialii
Lineage: Eukaryota; Viridiplantae; Streptophyta; Magnoliopsida; Ericales; Ericaceae
Product: vacuole membrane protein KMS1-like
Exons: 8
Coding region: 270-1571 (433 amino acids)
Source: RefSeq, a predicted model, not a curated record
CGAGGGAAAGUGAGAGAGAGAGAGAGAGAGAGAGAGAGAGAGGAUCGGAGGAGAGAGAAGCAUAAGCAGUGGGGGGUUUCUUUGAAAUAGAUCUGAAAUUUCGACAUCCCUACCUCUGUAAAUCCCUUCAGAUUUCCUCCUCCUUCACGCAAUCAACCUUGUCGAUCUAAUUCCAUCACAUUUUUCUGUAAAUAUAACCGUAUUUCUGACAUUCCUACGUUUCUUCGAACCCAUGUACGUGCUCUGCAUAGUAUGUGACGAAUCCUCAAAUGGGUUCCAAGAAAAAAGCAGGUUCCCUUAAAUCUCCUUCUCGCUCUGCUUCUCAAGACAUGGACGUGUCGAUUCAAGAGUUUCUACCUCUUGCAGGACUCCGGGAGAAGCAUCAACUGGAACUUGAGAAUUUGACACUAACCACAGAACCUGUCAAAACGGUGAAGUUUUUUGUUUUGGCUGUUCUUCAGUAUCUUAAGAGAACAGUAUUGUAUCUUUUGGCACAUGGCGGUUGGCUCAUGGUUCUGUGCACUAUUGGGGUUCUUGUUGGAAUACUGCUAUUGACCAUUGAUGGCCCCCAUGAAAAGCAUGUUGAGGAGCUACGUCAAUAUUUUCAGUUUGGAUUGUGGUGGGUUGCUCUUGGCGUUGCAUCUUCUAUUGGUCUUGGAUCUGGUUUGCACACUUUUGUUCUUUAUCUGGGUCCUCAUAUUGCCUUGUUCACCCUAAAAGCUAUGCAAUGUGGCCGAGUUGAUAUCAAAAGUGCUCCAUAUGAUACAAUACAAUUGAAGAGAGGCCCUUCUUGGCUUGACAAGGAUUGCAUAGAAUUUGGGCCCCCAGUGUUUUCGUCUUUAGAAAGUAUGCGGGUGCCAUUGAGCAGCAUAUUACCUCAGAUCCAGAUGGAGGCUAUUUUAUGGGGCUUUGGGACUGCUCUUGGGGAACUUCCUCCAUAUUUUAUCUCCAAAGCAGCAAGUAUGCCCGAUGGCCAACUGGAAGCCCUUGAAGGAUUGAAUGCGUCCUCGUCUGAAAAUAGUGGGGUCAUAGCUACUCGUCUAAAUCAGAUCAAGCGUUGGUUCCUGUCACACUCGCAAUAUUUAAACUUCUUUACUAUUUUAGUGCUUGCUUCGGUUCCAAAUCCUUUGUUUGACCUCGCUGGCAUUAUGUGUGGACAAUUUGGGAUUCCUUUCUGGAAGUUUUUUGUUGCAACAUUAAUUGGAAAGGCGAUUGUUAAAACUCACAUACAGACAGUGUUCAUUAUCUCAGUUUGCAAUAAUCAACUUCUUGACUGGAUAGAAAACGAGAUGAUUUGGGUGCUUGGCUUUAUUCCUGGUUUGGCUUCUGCGUUGCCUAACCUUGUUUUUAAAUUGAAAGCAAUGCGAGCCAAGUAUAUGGCAACCCCACCUCCCACGUCCUCAAAAAUCAAGGUGAAGAAGUGGGAUCUUUCAUUCACUUUGAUUUGGAACACUAUCGUGUGGCUCAUGAUUAUGAACUUCUUCGUUCAGAUUGUAACCUCUACUGCACAGAGGUAUCUUAAGAAACAGCAGGAAAAGGAGUUGGCGUCGAUGCAGUCAAAUGAGUCCUGAUUUGCGCACCCCGAAAAACUCUCUUCUUCGAAAGUCCUUUUUAGAGACUUGUAUAGGAAGAUCAGAGGUUACUGGUUUAUUUAUCCUGUCAUUGGGGAACCAUUGUUUUGGGAACCAUUGUUUUGGGGGAAGAAAGUUAAGUACUAGUGAUAGCUAUUGUUGGAAUUGGGGAGAUUAGAUACUUGAUUUUUUUUGGCAAUGCAAGACAAGAACUCAUUUGCUUGCCAUGCUCCUUGUGUUUUGGAACUGUUAAGAGAUGAUUAUGAAAAAUAGAAGAGCU